Molecule: messenger RNA, 7597 nt
Organism: Epinephelus moara (kelp grouper)
Lineage: Eukaryota; Metazoa; Chordata; Actinopteri; Perciformes; Serranidae
Gene: snx30
Product: sorting nexin family member 30
Exons: 9
Coding region: 170-1495 (441 amino acids)
Molecular function (GO): phosphatidylinositol binding
Source: RefSeq, a predicted model, not a curated record
GUCAGCUGACAGUUGUGACCAACCAGCGGGUGUAACAUCUCAACCGAAGAGACCUGAACGGAGCAAGAAGCCUCCCUGUGUCUCCACCAACCGUUACCAGCCGCGGAGAACCGGACAGCCGUUAAGCACCCCCUCCGACACCCGGUCACGUCUUCCCGCCUCCCGCAGGAUGAGUGUCGGCGCUCCGAGAGGCCUGGCCAGCUCGGGGCAGAAGCCCAUCGCGGAGAUCCUCCACCCGCUGUCCGCCGCCGAGGAGCCGCACUCCGUCACCGUCAACAUCGGAGGGGACAAGGAAGUGGGGCUGACCAACGGCACGCCCGUCGAGACGUCAAGUCCCGCCUCCACGUCCUCGCUCUUCAACAGGCUGCAGCUGGACGAUGACCUGGAAGCAGAUGUGCGGGACCCCUACGCGGACGCUGCAGAGACCCGUGACCUUUUUGUCACGGUCGACGACCCAAAGAAGCACGUCUCCACCAUGGAGACCUACAUCACCUACAGAGUCUCCACCAAGACAACACGGGUAGAGUUUGACCUACCGGAGUACUGUGUGCGGCGGCGGUACCAGGACUUUGACUGGUUGAGGAUCAAGUUGGAGGACAGCCAGCCAACCCACCUCAUCCCUCCGUUGCCAGAGAAGUUCGUGAUGAAGGGCGUGGUCGAUCGUUUUUCGGAAGAGUUCGUGGAGACGCGGAUGAAGGCUCUGGACAAGUUCCUGAAGCGAGUCGCCGACCACCCCGUCCUCUCCUUCAACCCACAUCUAAACGCUUUCCUAACUGCCAAGGACCUGAACAAGCGUCAGGGUCUGGCCCUGCUGACCAAAGUAGGCGAGUCAGUGAAGCACGUGGCCGGAGGCUACAAGCUGCGGGCGCGGCCGCCGGAGUUCUGCGCCAUGGGAGAAUACCUGGACACCUUCAGCCAGAAACUGGGAACCAUCGACCGCAUCGCUCAGAGGAUCCUCAAGGAGCAGUCAGAGUACCUGACAGAGCUGCGUGAGUACGGCACAGUGUACUCCAGCUGGGUGGGGUCGGAGGAUGAGCUGCGGCGCCCCCUGGAGGGCGUGGCCGGGUGCGUGACGACGUGCUGCUCAGCGCUGGAUGACCUGAGUGAGAACAUGACCCAGGACUUCCUGCCCGUACUCAGAGAGUAUGUCCUCUACAUAGAGUCCAUGAAGAAUGUUUUGAGGAAGCGAGACCAGAGCCAGGCGGAGUACGAGGGCCGACUAGAAGCAGCCAUAUUGCGCAAACAGGAGGACAGCAGGACGCCAAUGCCGGCAGAGGUGGAGAAAUGCCAGGACAAAGUGGAGUGUUUCAAUGCCGACCUGAAGGCAGACUGGGAGCGUUGGCAGAGCAACAAGAGACAAGACUUCAAACAGCUUCUCACCGGCAUGGCCGACAAAAACAUCAACCACUAUGAAAAGUGCCAGGCGGCGUGGGAGUCACUCAUAACUCUUCUCCAGGACAAACAGACUGAGGACAAAACGAGCGAGACGAACUGAAACACCUCCUCAUGUCUCUGCCCCGUAUCUCUCUCCCUCUCAGUAUAACACACUCUCUCAUGCCAAGGAAAAGGACCAACCGGGGCGGCAGAUAGGAACUGCUGGACUUUGCCCCCCCCCCGUUCUCCUGUGAGAUGGAGAGGAGUUGUCUCUCUCGGAGAUUUGACCUGUGAAGGAGGUAACAAAUGGUACAUUCAAGGACAGCUGGGAAAGAGGAGAGACCUACUAUGUACAGACAUUUUCCUUUUGUUUUUUUUGUUCUUUGUUUGUCGUUGUUCCUAUUGACUUUUUCUACUUCAUAUUUCAAAUUAACAGUUGGUUGCCAAUGCUGCUUGUGUUUAUUUAACCGCGGUCUCUGAGAGGCGCGUUUUCUGUCUGUUCUCUCUGUUCACAUCGAGCCAGACGUGAAGGAUACCUCCUCAGCAUUGCAGGAAAGGGAUACGAUCAUUAUAUUUCGCAUGAAGUAUUCAGAGCAUCCCAGACAUAUUUUUAUUUUCUGUCAGGUUGCAAAAGCCUCUGAAAAUGUAACACUGAAACAAGACUCGUAAAUUGGAAUCCAACGUCUUAAAAUUAAUUUAAAGGACCAUACCUGUUAUUUUUGCAUGUUUAUGCCCAUAAUCUUGCCAUUACUGCUAACCAUUUUCCAGAAGUUCAUACACUUUACAGCGUUCCUAUUUUCCCUUCAGCCAUUAUUAUCAUUAACAUAUUAAAAUCAGCUUGAAAAAAGCCGUGGCAUCAGAGCUUGGCAUCAGCACAGCCUUGUGUUCAACCAGAAGUUACACACAGGCAGAGAAAACGCAGGAGGUGUAGCAACAGAUGUCAAAACGAGACGUUAUUAAAAGCCACCGAUCAUUCGUCAAAGGGAAACUUUAGGAUGUUUUUAUAAUCCACAUCCUUACAGAGAAAUAGACAGCUCAAUAGACAUGUUGAGUAAUGUUGAGCUUCAUCAGGAAAGUGAUUUUGUUGGAGGUCAUUUUGUUUUUUAAGCAGAGAUACACAGAAGAGUUGGUCAUACGGUUGUGUUUCCAGUGCAGUCUAGCAGCACCACCUGGUGGUUAAGACGAUAACUUCAUUCUGGUGGCUUCAACGUGUGCUACUUCUGCUGGUUCCUCUUGCUAUCAAGUUGUUUUUUGUACCAUGUCCAUUUAUACCUGCUGAAGGGAUGUCACCUCUAUUCUUCAAGCAAAAGCUCUAACUCAGUUUGAGGAUGCCAAAUGGUGCAAGAGGCAGAUUUACCCAGUGAAAAGCUCACAGAGGGAAUUGAAGGUGUAAUUUAUUAUCUUAAAACGAAUGAAAGCAAUCAGGUGUAGAGUCAAAUGUUAUUUUCUUGUAGUAAUCUGAAAGAAACAAACACUGCAUUGGGAGCAUGUGGCAUUAUUGCACCCCAUUAACAAAAUCUGUGUUGCUUUUUAAGAACAGUGGCGCUCAAAGGCUGGAUAUGAUCCAAAAUAUUUAGAAAGGAGUUGAGUUAGGAGCUGUCAGGUGAGCAUCUGUUCAAGUUGGAGUUCGUGAAGCUCUUACACAUGUCAAUGCUGCGGGCCUACAGAGGAAAACAGAGCACCGAGGCUUCUGGGAAAUCUCGGCUGUGUCAUGUAAGCAUCUGAGGAAUUGGUUAAACCAGUGCUCAAAGGAGUAUUAUGUAGGUCAGAGCUAGAAAUUGCAAAAACUCCAUUCCGAGUGAGACACGGUGUCUCACUCGGAAUGGAGUUUUUGCAAUUUAAAAACCAUAGCUUUUAAAUUAAAGCAUGUACUGCACAUGAUUUAAUUUAAAAGCUAUGGUUUGUUUUAAUGACCCAGUAAUGUGGAAAUCAUUUGCCGUUUACUUCUCUUAACCCCUCUGACUGAUCAGUGUGACAAUGUGACCUCCUCUGCUCAGCUGUGACUCAUGGGAAACAUUUGUUCCCCCAUUUCAGAUGCAGUAGUGCAGCAGCACGUACGACCAACAGCAGUUUUGCAUCACACUUGUUUUGCCCUCGACAUGUUGCUGAUGUGGCGUUGCCUGAAAGGAAGAAUCCACCCUGAGAGAUUCUGUUAGACGUCAAUGCGUAACCUUAUGUUGAACCAGCUUUAUUGAGCCAUUUCUGACUUUUUGACCACAGAGCAGAGAUGCAGCGUGCUGAGUUUGUAAUGCUGUGCCGGCUCAUUUGAAUAUCCUUAUUUUUAUCCGACCUCAGCCGCACUGCUAGCUCAUUACACUCAGCAUAAAGUAGCAAAAAAACCCACCAGUGAUGACUUGGGUCAGUGACAUCAUCCCAGAAUGUUUUUUACAAAGACACUGAUUUUGUCUCUUGCUCAUUUGUGGCGCAGAUCCCGCUGUGUUGUAGCCUCAUAAACAGGCCAUAACUUUAUUUCUUCAACAAAUGUAAUCAUUAUUUUUGUUUGAUAAAGAGUUUGUUUUGCGUAAUUUUAUUUAUUUCAGGAAGCUGAAAUAAUUACGUUUCAUUUCUACGUUCUGAGAGGCUCCUAUGUUUUUAUUUCUUUUAAAUGCCCUGUAGUCAGAUUGUCUUUGAAUGGUCUUUGUCCUGUUUUAUAGGCUGAUGUCACAUUACUGAGCCUGCUAUCAGUGUAGCCAAAUGCGAGUGCGAUAAGAGAGCGACGAGAUGAAGUAACUGUGGCUGCUUGCAAACUGGUUUAAGUACUCUGUCAGUUCUCUUUAUGUCCGUCCGUCAUAUUUCCCCUUUGAGUUUUUAAAGCACGAAGCAGCUACUGUUCUAACGACCAGAAGUCAGCGAGGUGACAUAUAACAGUUUUUAUUUGGGCAUGUUGAAUGCAGCUAGUAAGAUGGAGAGAAGCUUUCUGAGUCACUGUGGUCAGUCAGUGUCGAGGCAGCCACAUGGGACAGAACUACAGAUGCACUGAUGCUAAAUUAUCUGUAUCUUAGGGGCUGUGCACUAUAAUAAUAUGAUAUUGUAGGGUUGACUACUGGUGCUUUCACAAAAUAUCGAUACAAGAGAUUUUGAUUAAUAAUCAACAGUCUGGUAAGUUCAGAAAAUGACAUUACUGUAAUGCAGCCUUUAAAACCAGGAAAAGACAAACCUUAUGAUUUUACGAUAUCCAGAAUCUAAGAUGAUAUCUAUCCAGAGUAUGAAUAUAUCGUCCAGCCAUAUUGUAUCUAUUUCGAAAUAUUAGAAUUCACUAUGAAGAACCAGGGGUGUUUAGAAAUUAAAACAGAGCUUCUGUAUCAUCUGUUGCUCACACACAAACUGUAGAGGACCUCCAUUUUUAUCCCCAAAUACUGCUUUAAAUUAGCAGUUCCACUAUAAUUUUAAGUUUUUUCUUAUUUUCUGAGUUCUAUCAUUUUUGUGUUAAUUGCCAUAACCUACAUGAACAUGCAGCAACAUUAAAGAAAUUUUAGAAAUGGUUUAUCCGGACCUCACAGAUUGAGUCAAUGUUAUUCAUUUAGCAACAGCAGGAAUUCAGGAAAGGCAAUGCACUUUCUGUUUUUCGCAAGUACAUUUCGUAUUUUUUUUUUUUUUGUGGGGGUUAAAAAAAAAAAAAACGCCUGUAGAGUCUUUGACCAGUAGCUGCACUAUGGAGCAGUGUUUUUGUGUUGUGUGGAAACACACUAGGCUUGAGCAGUAUCACGGUACUACGGUAUAUCAGGGCAUUUAGAAAUCCUGGCGGUAUGAUUUUCAAUAUUGUUCAAAAUACAGACGCUCUUUGUACUCGUAUGAAAAUGCUUUUUUGAGAAUGGAUUGUAUGUAGUGCACAUAAUGUGCCACCAGAGGUCAGUCUCUGCUCGUGGAACAGGCCGCCGAGCUAACAGACAUAACGACUAGGGAUAAUGUUACAGGACUGUGAACGGUUGGCUAGCAGCAACAGAAAGAGGAUGCAAAAAAGCUUGCAUAUUUUUACAUUUAACUUGAUAAAUUCAGGGACUACUUCCAAAUUUACCGAGCCGAUUCUGAAUUUACCGAUCCAAACUUAUCAAUCCGAGUUUACCAUCCUCAAAAAAUGCUUUUUUUUUUUUUAGGAUGAAUUGUAUGUAGUACACAAAAUGUGCCUCUAGAGGUCAGUCUCUACUGGUGCAAUAGGCAGCUGAACUGACAGACAUGGCGACUAGGGAUGACGUAACAGGACUGUAAAAAGUUGGCAAGCAACAUCAGAGACAAAAAGCCUGCAUAUUUUUACAUCUAACUCGGUAAAUUCGGGUGAUAUUUCCAAUUUUUCCUGAUUUACCGAUCCGGAUUUACCGUCCUCACAAAAGCAUGUUUUGAGGCUUGCAUGUAGUACACAUCAUGCACCACCAGAGGUCAGUCUCUACUGGUGGAACAGGUAGCUGAGCGGACAGACAUAGCAUCAAGGGAUUACAUUACAGGACUGUAAACAGUAAUUCAGGGUUACUAUUAUUUUGACCAAACCAGUGCUGGUGAUUGCUAGAGAAGUGGGCUAGAUAACUAGACGACGAACAAGACUAAUGACGUUUUAAAGUAAUAUAUAUUUGUUUGUGUUGAGUAUGAAUGAAGUGUUUUCUGAUAAGUUAAAAAGGCAGUUAAGGUAGUUCUAGUCCAGUGAAUAAGAGAAACUUAAAUUCAUAAGGUGUACGGUUGUAUUUCUCGGUUUAAGUGGGAAAAGCUAAGAGAGCGUGGGGACGUAGCAAACUUGCUGGUCGGGGGUGGAGGUGCAGAUAGAGAGCGCUGCACACAAAUGUUGUCAUAUAAUGUAAACCCUGGUUGUAUUUUAAGAGGGUAUGAAAAUAUGGAUACCGUCCAAGCCUAAAAGUCACGUUUGGUACAAGCAAACUCCAAUAGGCACUUUUUUAAUCAGAUUUUUUUUUUAAAUCAGACUGUAAAGUUUUACAUUUCAAAAUCUGUUUACAUAUUGGCACUGUGGAAGUGGCAUCUAUCUUUAUUUCCACCGUUUUUCCAACAGUAGCUACUGUUCACUGUACUCUAAAUAAAUUUAAUAUAUUUACUUGAUAAAGAGUUACUGAAUAGGAGAUGUAGCAGACAUGCUCUGAUAGGCCAUAAAAAACAACUCUGAUCACUCUUUCCUUUUAGUUCUGUUUUAUUUACUGGAUCAGAUCGGCGUGUUUGUUUCCUGCUGAGCGCUGUGAAUCCCAGUGAUUUUUUUAGAGGCAUCAGUGCAUCUGUAGACUUUUCUGGUGUAGAUGAAGUAACUCAUUGAAGUAACCUGACUUGAGCAUGAACAGGUUUUGGGAUCAUUCAGACUUGAUUUGAAAUGUCUCUUUGCUUUAAUGACAAUAUACUGUAUAUCCAAUAUACCCCGAUGUGCAGCUGAAUUAUAAGGUACAGCUGAGUCUAUUUUUGUAUAGAAGAAACAGGUGAUUAUUGUUGGGUUUCAAAUGAGUAUGUGGAGAUUACAUAUUAGAAGGGGUUCUUGAUUUGUACAUCUUGCAUAACCAAAAACAUGACAGUUUAACUUCUUAUUUUUGGUGCUUAUUGGAACCCCAACAUUAUCUCUCUGAUGAAUUAACUUCUUACUCAUAGCCAUUGUAAAAUCUGCAUCUUAUACUGUGUGCCUGCUGAUUUAUGUUUGCACUAUAUAUGUAGCUCAGACCCCUGGCAGAUACGUCUGCUGAAAACAAAUCAAACAAAGAAUUAAUUAGCUUUCUUUCAGUUGCCAAAAAUGCCAAUUAAUAGGCCAUGGUUCUCUAAUGAAAAGGAAGGCAUCGUCUGCAAAGCUGAUUCAAGUUAAAUCCCCAAACAGGGAUGAUGACGGCUGUCCCUGUACAAGCCUAUAAAGAAGGGAGAGGAAGGGGAGACAGUUUUUGUUUUUCUUUAAUGUACAAAUCAAAUGUUUCUAAGCCAAAUGUCCCCAUCUUUUCCUCCCGUCUUCGAUUCACACGUGAAGAGAAAAAUCUGAUUCGCAGUGCAGGAUUAACCAGAUCAAUCAAACCUGCACGAAAGGUUAAAAGUCAGACGACUUACGAAUGUGUGAAUCCAGCUUCUGUCUAUUUUUGCUCCUUCCCAGUGUGUACUGUUUACGUUCAGUCCUCAUUGUAAAUUUGGAUGUGAAUAACAUCUUGUUGUAAUUAUAGAUAAGCUUGUAUAUUGAUGUCGUUUUGAUGCAAUUUAUCUUUACCUCAAAAGAUUUUUUUGGAUAUAUUGGACCAAUAAUAAAAAGAAAGAAUGCCUUUGA